AUUACCCAAGAUCUCCCGCGCUUGCGUUUGUCGGAUUGUGCUGGGGUAAAAAACGAAAAAUUGUUCCAGUGAUCGGGAUUAAAUAACAUUCAAUCGAUCCACAAAACAAACCUGUGAAAAUUUGAAUCGAUUCUCUGAAGUAAAGAUUUAUUCAGCAACUUGGAUGUUUGUGUAAGUUUAGGGAAAAUGUGACAGCUUGGCACAGCAGGAGAGUAACACCAAUGAUGGAGAGAGAAUGACCAGGAGGAUACAAACAAAAAUAUCUAAUGGAAUAGAGCAGUCUCUACUCUCUGACAAGCAGAGUCAUGGAAACCAAGGAAAAUGGUUCAGUAGACACCAUAAGUUCUGUGGAGAAUGGGCAGCUUUCAGAUCCAUCCCACUGGGCCGUAGCGGAUGUGGUCAAUUAUUUUAAAGCAACAGGGUUUGAGGAGCAAGCCAACGCAUUUCAGGAUCAGGAAAUCGAUGGUAAGUCUCUUUUAUUAAUGACUCGUAAUGACGUUCUGACCGGACUGUCAAUAAAACUGGGUCCCGCACUGAAGAUAUACGAGUUUCACGUGAAGCCUCUCCAAACCCAGCACUUAAAAAGCAAUGUGUCAUAGCUGCUGCAGCCACACGGGCGCAUGGAAGACAAUCACAGCAGGGGAAAGCAGGGUAACUGCAGACACAACUAAUACAUUUUAUGCAUCUUAAUACAUGAAAAAACAUACAACUCCAUGGUGAAUUUAUGCUUUUAAAGUCUCAUUCUGCUGUAUAGGCACAUGUACUGUUUGUCUCAUGGAUGUUUACCGACCUUUAACAGUGUCUUUGUUCAGAUUUGUUUUAAAGGAAAGAGUUGUACAUUAAUCAUUAUUGCUUUUAAGAUUAAAUGCUUGGUUUAAUAAUGUAAUGUGUAAUGUAAAAUGGAAAUGGCUUGAAUUGAAAUUGAACUGAUUCUUGAAGAUGUCUAUUUAACGCAUGAAGUACGUUUGAGCAGAAAUGAGAGUUAAAUUGCUGCCGCAAUGGUGCUUUUAUUGGUUUGUUGGUGUUCAUUUUUCCCCUUUGUAUUUUUCCAUGUUCUGAUUUCCAUGUAGCUAAAUGAUAAAAGUGUGUUGUAAAAAAGUAACAGCACAAAUAAUCAAAUGUCAGAAAAUGAUGUAUUUGCUGUGUUUCACAGCUGUAAUUGCUGAAUGCAUUAGAGAUUUAUUUGUGGGAGUCCUUCCAGAAUGACUGUGUGCUGCUAUUCAUUCUGUUAAUUUAUUUAAUUCUGUAACUAACAGUGUGAUUUCUGAGGAAUUGUCAUUGAUAGACAGCACAACAUUUUAAUUGUAAAACAGUUUUUAAAACAAGGUGCUUUAAAAAGGUUGAAGUGUGUAAAACAUGACUUGAGUGUAGCUUGCAAUAAAUGCUUUUUCAGAUUGCUGAAAUAAAUCUACUG
Messenger RNA from Xyrauchen texanus (razorback sucker), 1414 nucleotides. RefSeq names its product sterile alpha motif domain-containing protein 13-like. The transcript is spliced from 5 exons. The record is from RefSeq and is a predicted model, not a curated record. Gene Ontology annotation, molecular function: protein binding. Bases 306 to 599 code for a protein of 97 amino acids. Lineage: Eukaryota; Metazoa; Chordata; Actinopteri; Cypriniformes; Catostomidae.